CGCCUCCGCCGCUGGCUGCAGAGACACUUCUUCGCAGUUCGCGUCGCGCACACACUCUCCCUUUGCCUCGCGCAGAGGCGGCCGCGCCUUCUCCGCCGCGAGGCAUGGCCGGCGCCGCCGCCGCCGUGGAGGACGCCGGGAUGGACGAGGUCCAGAAGCGGCUCAUGUUCGACGACGAAUGCAUUUUGGUGGAUGAACAAGACAAUGUUGUUGGCCAUGAAUCAAAAUAUAACUGCCAUCUGAUGGAAAAAAUCGAAUCUGAAAAUCUACUUCAUAGGGCUUUCAGUGUAUUCCUGUUCAACUCAAAAUAUGAACUCCUACUCCAGCAACGAUCUGCAACAAAGGUUACAUUUCCUCUAGUUUGGACCAACACUUGCUGCAGCCAUCCUCUGUACCGUGAGUCUGAGCUUAUACAGGAAAACUACCUUGGUGUUAGAAAUGCUGCUCAGAGGAAGCUCUUGGAUGAGCUGGGCAUCCCAGCUGAAGAUGUGCCAGUUGACCAAUUCACCCCUCUUGGUCGGAUGCUUUACAAGGCCCCAUCUGAUGGAAAAUGGGGUGAACACGAGCUUGACUACCUGCUGUUCAUCGUCCGCGACGUGAAGGUAGUCCCGAACCCGGACGAAGUGGCCGAUGUGAAAUACGUGAGCCGUGAGCAGCUGAAGGAGCUCAUCCGCAAAGCGGACGCCGGAGAGGAAGGCCUGAAGCUGUCUCCCUGGUUCCGGCUGGUUGUUGACAACUUCCUCAUGGGCUGGUGGGAUCACGUCGAGAAAGGCACCCUCAACGAGGCCGUGGACAUGGAGACCAUCCACAAGCUGAAGUAAGGACUGCGAUGUUGUGGCUGGAAAGAAUGAUCCUGAAGACUCUGUUCUUGUGCUGCUGCAUAUUACUCUUACCAGGGAAGUUGCAGAAGUCAGAAGAAGCUUUUGUAUGUUUCUGGGUUUGGAGCUUGGAAGUGUUGGGCUCUGCUGACUGAGAGAUUCCCUUAUAGAGUGUCUAUGUUAAUUUAGCAAACUUCUAUAUUAUACAUGAUUAGUUAAUUGUUCGGUGUCUGAAUAAAGAACAAUAGCAUGUUCCAUGUUUAUUUGCUACAUAUAUGAUGAUGAUGAUGCCAUUCCCUCGUAAGCUUUGAUUGA
Messenger RNA from Oryza sativa Japonica Group (Japanese rice), 1133 nucleotides. RefSeq names its product isopentenyl-diphosphate Delta-isomerase I. Gene Ontology annotation, biological process: isoprenoid biosynthetic process; isopentenyl diphosphate biosynthetic process. Gene Ontology annotation, molecular function: isopentenyl-diphosphate delta-isomerase activity. The record is from RefSeq and is a predicted model, not a curated record. Gene Ontology annotation, cellular component: cytoplasm. NCBI's taxonomy places the organism in Eukaryota, Viridiplantae, Streptophyta, Magnoliopsida, Poales, Poaceae.